Hemicordylus capensis (graceful crag lizard) is the source of this 10784-nucleotide messenger RNA. RefSeq names its product leucine zipper protein 1 (gene LUZP1). NCBI's taxonomy places the organism in Eukaryota, Metazoa, Chordata, Lepidosauria, Squamata, Cordylidae. The record is from RefSeq and is a predicted model, not a curated record. The coding region runs from base 622 to 3963 and encodes 1113 amino acids. The transcript has 4 exons.
GGUUCCUUUUUGCAGGGAGCGAAGAGAGGGUGGGUGUUAGCACGCGGGAGAGGGCGCCCGCUCCGUGUGGCUAUCCCGGCCCCCGUGGCCACCAGCAGAGGCGGCCUGGGCUUGCCGCUCCGGGGCCAGCCAAGCGCUCUCAGGCCGCCGCCUCCUCCCUGCGCCCGCCCCGCGCCUGCCUCUCUCGCUCUCCCUUCCUUCCCCCUGACGUCAAGCCGCCGGCCCGCCCGGGCUGCUGCUGCUUCCCCGCCUCUCAUUGUCAGGAGGAGUCCCAGCACGGCUGCCCGCGGCUCGGACGCCCCCUCCGAGCAGAUCCGAGUGGGCCGCCCCGCUUCGCGGAGUGGGGGCCCGGGUCGCCUCCGGCAGCGGCAGGCGAGGGAAGAGAAGCAGGGACUGGAGCCGCCGCCGCCGCCGCCACCCAGCAAGAAGAAACUCCCCGGCGGAGGACGCGGCGCGCUCUCCUUCCCGGCAAGUUCCUUGGCGGAUCUGGAGAGGAGGAGGAGGAGAAGUCGGUGCAGCUUGUCUCCCCAAGAAGCUUAAUGACCUAAGAAGAAAAAUAAAGAGUUUUAAAAAGACAUUUCUUCUCUGUCAUCUGAAGAAUUUAAAAAACCAAGGUCAAAGAUGGCAGAGUACUCGGCCUAUAAGGAGACAUCAAAUCGCCACUUACGCUUUAAGCUGCAGAGUCUCGGCCGCCGCCUCGAUGAAUUAGAGGAAGCGACAAAAAACCUCCAGAAAGCUGAAGAUGAACUUCUAGAGUUACAGGACAAAGUGAUCCAGGCUGAAGGCAGCAACUCCAGCAUGCUGGCCGAUGUGGAAACUCUACGGAAAAGAGUGCUGAAAAUAGAAGGCAAAGAUGAGGAAAUCAGGAAGGCAGAAGAGCUGUGUCGGCUGAUGAAGGAGAAACUCGAAGAAGAAGAAAGUCUUACUCGGGAACUGAAAUCCGAAAUUGAGCGGCUUCAGAAGCGAAUGGCAGAACUGGAGAAACUCGAGGAGGCCUUUGGCCGGAGUAAAAAUGACUGCACUCAGCUAUGCCUCAGCCUCAAUGAGGAGAAGAACCUGACCAAGAAGAUUUCGACAGAACUGGAAGUUCUUCGGGUGAAAGUCAAAGAGCUUGAACAAUCUGAAGACCGGCUGGAUAAAACCGAGCAGAGUUUGGUGAGCGAACUCGAAAAGCUGAGAUCCUUAGCCCUUGCUUUCAUCAGCGAAAGAAAAAACUUCACCGAAAAGGAGAAGCAGAAUGAAAAGAUAAUACAGGAGCUAACACAAAAACUUGAGCAAAAUAAUAAAUUGAACCGGGUGGAUCAAACCCGAAAUGCAUCUAACCUGCUGGAAAAAUCAUCCAAUAGUAUUCUUGAGAGGAAUGAUAUGAGGAUUGAAGUGGACGUGAGUACUUCUGCACUGUCAUCUAAAGAAACCAGGAGAAAAGGGAGCUUGGAUUACCUAAAGCUCGUGGAGAAUGAAACACGGAACAGAUCGGAAAACCAGAAGAAUAAAAACCAAGAAGACAACAAAGUGAAGGACCUCAAUCAAGAAAUCGAGAAGCUUAAAACUCAAAUCAAACUUUCUGAGACUUUAGAAGAAGAACUUAAAACUCUGCGAGCCAAAAAUAACGAUUUGCACGACAGCUUCUUGAGUGAGCAGAAUAAAAACAAGCUUCUCACGGGCCAGCUCGAAGAAAUAAAAAUGCGGAUGAAGAAGCAAAAAGAGCUGGAGAAUGGUGAGGCCGAGCCUGAGGAAAUCAAUUUACCCAGCCGAGUUAAACACGACAGACCUAAACAUCGAGCUGUGACAGCCGAGUCAACGGUUUCAAAACCUAAAUCCCGGGAACUUUCACCUCAGCACAGGCGGGAGAGAAUACGCAACCGUGAAUUCUCAUUUAAUAAUGAGAACUAUAGCCAAAGCAGCAGACGGGUUCCAAGUCCGAAUCUGAACAGUAGGCGAGGGGCUAAGGCAUCUAGUACGUCAGCAUUGUUGGACGCUAUAGCAACCGAUAGUAAACGAGCGGAAGACAAAUCAACCCACCUUUCCUCACAGAAAGAGACCCCACCACCUGAGGUGAAGAAAUCUAGGGAACAACCAUCUGUGCUGAGCCGUUACCCACCUGCGGCACAGGAACACAAAGCUAUGAAGCCCUCCUUGAAACCCAAGAGCGAGAAUGUAUUGCGGAGCAAAGUUGAAAAAGUAUCCCCGUCUUUUAAUGAUGCGAAUCACUGUAAGCCCGAUGCACUUGAAGAAAAGUGGAACAAAGGAGAAACUGUGAUGUCCUCUUCUGAAAAGGGUAUUAAGACAAAUCAUACAGAAGUACCUGUUGUUGCAACAGAGGUUUACAUCUCAAAGACAAAUCGUGGGAUAUCCAAUGGAGCUGCUCCAUCCUAUAGACGCCAUCUCUCUUCAGAAAUGUUAGCCGCCGAGCUUGCCAGCUCAAAGACAGAAGCCAUAGCACCCGUAUGCUCUCGCAGGCAACCCGUGGAAGAGGGUUCUGUAAAAGUAGUUAACUCACAAGAAAAUGAGAGCAUGGAUGCUCAGCUUGAAAUGGCAAAGCCAUUGCCUUUAUCGAAGUCUUGGCUAAUCUCAAGAAGUCAAGAAGAUCUCUUGCAGGGUGUCUCAGCUUCUCGGAAGGAAGAAAUGGGUCAGACCACCACUGGCUUAGCGGCCGAUGCUAACCACGUUGGUCUGAAACCCACUUCUGCGAGAGCCAAAGCUAUAAGAUCUGGCAGCCAUGAGAAAUUCAACACGGAUGAGGAGAGAGGUGGAAUUGCAGCCAGUUCUACCAAUUUAGGGGUAAAAAGGGAACCCAUUUCCAGAGAAUUCACAAGCUCCCGGGGCACUGUUCGAGCGUCUCUCUUUGAGAACAACAAAAAUACAUGUGGCGAAGAAGAAUUUGGCAGGUCAUCCAGAACUGCUGGCAUCACAGGGUUGAGAUCCAAAAGGCCGUUCAGUCCAAGGGAAGCUCUAAGUUCGAAGGCUGUUAUCAAGCCUGCGAUUGUGGAGAAAGAUGUGAAAGAAAUCAUGGGUGGUGCAGGAUCCGGACUGGAAGGGACCUCUGAAAAGCAGCACUCGGUCUUGAAAACCGGAUCCCACAAAAUGACUAGCAGUAUCACCAUCUACCCCUCUGAGCCCGUUACUCCGAGGGCCAGCACCAACGAAGCUCCAAAGGAACAGCUGCAAAUGUCCGCCAGCAACAUUCGAGUCAUUCCGAAUGAGCUCUCAUCAGGAGCAAAGACAACCAGCACACCUGGCGAGAUAUCCAUGAACAAGAGCAAUAUAACCCUGAAGCUACCGGAGACUGAUAAAAAUGGGGAGUCCGCUCCGAGAAGCAGGGUGGAGACGGUCGUCUCGAAAAGCAGCAUUACAAUAAAACCUUCUGAAACCAUUGAGAGAAACAGCGAGGCAGCCGCGGAUACCAUCAGCUGGAAGAGCCACAGCUCUUCAGAGGCCAACUUGUCAGAUGCCAAACACGUCACGGUGCGAAGUACGUGGAGGACACGGAGGGGUCUGCAGUCUUCAGAAGACUCUGCAACCAAAGGGGUUGAGAAUUCAACAACUCGAAACCCUUAUAGAUCGUCUGCAGACCUUUCCAGGCCAGAAGGGACCAGCGCACGCAUAUAUGCAAUUGAGCAGAACUCCAGAAGAGCCAGUGCCACUGUAAACUCUUGGAAUACUCCAGAACUGGACUCUAGAAGAACCAAAAGUAGCUUAAGCGCAUCUGAGAUGCUCAGCCAGAGGGCCUGCAUCAAUGAACCCGUGACGGCUUCAACUUGGAAUUGCACAGCAUUAUCGGAGGAACACAGAGAUUUUGUUCCCAGUUCCAGAAGAAAACAGUUUGGCUCCUCCGAGCAGCUUGCCUGGGCAGACACGCCAAGGAAGAGGCCAGACGCCAGGCUGGAGUCCCACCGCCAGCUGCCGGGUAGCAAAACCGAGGAACGAACGCGUUGGUCCAAAGGCUACUCAGAAGACAACUGAAUGAACCAAGGGUCUUUCCCACUCCAGCUGCAUGACCGCCGGAAGCCAAGCUUCACCCUCUUGCCCUCCAUUGGCCUUCCCUGCAGCCAGACCACCACAGAGACAUGUACAGUGCCUGACUUUGGACUCUCCAGCUCCCAAAGGCCCAUUUUUCCACAGCCUUGGGCGGCUUUGCGUUGACCUCCUCUUCCAUGGAGGAGGCUGCAGAGACUUUGCUCAGGGGAUCUCCACUCCUCCAACUGACAGAGCUUGAAUUAUAGCUUGUGACCGACCGAGGCCUUUGGCUGGAGUCAGACCAACCCGCGGCUUCCACUCCCGGCUAUGGGAUUUCCCGGAGAAGCCAGAGUUUUCUUUGCAACCACUGCAAAUGGUCAGAGGACGGGAUCGCUGCCUGCGGCUUCUCUGUCUGCAAGACCUCACAGAGCCCAACAUCUGCACAGAACUGGAAGCAAGCAGCCGCAUGCCAGGAGAUGCUGUGGAUUGCCAUCUCCCGCGACCAGUUCACACUGAAACUGGAUUCCACAGUCUGCACGGCCUCGCCGGGGUGGGGGUGGGGGGAAGGGGCAUGACAAGUGAUCUCCAAAGGGAUGAAGUUGUGGGUGGCGGUGGGGGGAAGAGAGGGGCAUGACAGCCAGGCCGUUGCUUCACUCCGGUUGCAUUGCCUUCCCACCUGCGCGGCAGGGGCUUGGCUGGCUUGCCCUCCUGCCUGAGCCCCACUCGCACGCAAUAAACUGAAACGCACCCUUCCGCAGCUCCCGCUUCACGGGCCGGCUGCUGAGGAAGCCACCCUUGCUCCUUGGCUCCCCACUAGAACAGCCCUUCCUGGUGGAGACCGCACACCCUUUCUUGCCAUGAAGCGAUCCCCGAACCCUCUGCUCCUUGGCCGUCAAGGCCUGCUGGCUCCAAGUUUGCAAACCGGGACUGGACUAGACUUGGGCGAGCCAGCAAUCUCGCUGCCGUGGCCAGCAGCACCAGCAGCACCUCCAACCAAAGGCCCGCCGAGGCUGAGGAGGGAGCACCCCAGAGGGCCUGGGUUACUCCAAGAGGGCCCUUGACGCAUUACUUGAACUAACAGCUUGAGGCCUGCGGGUGGGCUACUUUCCUGCUCAUCAUGGCCACUGGGCACCACCGCCGGGGGUGGGGGGCAGCCUCCUUUGUUUAGCACCUCAACACACCUGGAGGCAGGGGACACUCCUUUAUUUCUGCUACCUCAGUCUUCACUUGCUUGUGCAAGGGGGCCAGCAAGGACUCUUCCCGAGACACACGGCCUACCUUCUUCCAUGCCUGCGUCGGACCGAAGCUUGAACCCACCGCUGCCCCAGCGGCCCUGUGCCCAGGUCUCUCCUCCUCGGUCUUCCCGGUGCAGUUGGUGCAGCAAGGCUUUGAGGCGGCUGUGCUAGCAAAGUCUUCUUCCUCCGCUGCUAUCCAGAGGGUUUUGAAGUUGUCGGAAGAAACUGUUGCUGCCCCCUCCCCUUUUAAAAACUGGCCCGUGAGUGCAUCAGGUGAGAGCUUGUCGUUGAAUCCAUCAAGGCAGGGCUGCACUAGGGAUGUGCACAGAACCGGCUGGACCGGUUCGGUUCGAGUCCGGACUGGACUCGAACCCAAUUGGGCCAGUUUGGUCCGGCACCCCCUCGCACCUCCCCCAGUUUACUCCGGUCUGGCAGGGGGCUUGCAAACGUUUCUCUCUCUCUCUCUCUGUAUAUAUAUAUUUAACCUUACUCCCCUACCAGGGAGUUGCGGGGGGUGGGGUGUCCACGGAGGUUCCCCCUCAGUUUUCUAUAUGUCUCCUUCCGGCCGGUUCGGCCGGCCAGGGACAUAUAGAAAGUCAGUGGGGGGAGGGGGAGGGGGAGGGGGAACCCUCUGUGGACCCCCUACCCCACCGCCUCCAGCAAUUCCCUAAGGUAAAUCCCCCCCCCUUUGUUUUAAAAACAGAAAAACGUUUGUGAACCGCCUGAACAUUCACAUGGUGGGUGUUUGGUCCGGGGUCGGACCGAACAGGGGGUGGUUCGGUUCGAACCCAAGCAGUUCGACAUCGAACCGGCUCGACGUCGAGCCGGUUUGCACAUCCCUAGGCUGCACAACUCUGGCCUGCCAACUGUUGGACUGCAACUCUCAUCUUCCACAGCCCCGGUGGCCAAUAGGGAUGAUGGGCAUUGUAGCCCAGCAGCUGGAGAGUUAAACUAAAGCAGUGGACACAAGAGUUUGAGCUGUUGGAAAGAGAGGGAAAUUCUUGUCGCGAUAGUGGCUCUCUGGUGGCCCACCAGCACAUGCCUUCCAGUACGUGGUGCUCCCAUCAUCAAGUGAGCCAGGCCUACAUGAUAUAGCCCUUUGUGGGGAUUUUCAGGGGGCAAAGAGGGAUCUUCUUCCCUACCACCUGCUGGAGAGACGAGGGAGAUCUUUGAACAGGGAAAGGGAUUUAAGUUCCCCUCCCAUAAUUCUCUUCUGGAACACCACCCCCUCCCCAUCAGCAUGAAGAGGGAAACGUUUCCUUUGUAGCCACUUGUUCUGCCUCCAAGUGCAGAACCUGAAGCUAGAACUCCUGAACUUGAAUAACCUCCUGGACUUGCAGCGCCACCGGGAAAGACCCUGCAUUCCGUUCUCCGCUUCCCUUUAUCAUGCUUCUCAGGAAGGCGUCAGGCUGUGUCUUCACUACCAGUUAGUCGGCCAUCACAGCAGUUUCCCUCCCUUUUGCCGAGAGUAAACCACUGUUUGCCUCUCCCACGCCACCCCUCUCUGUGGCCAGCUUUCCUGGUGUGUGUCGGAGGGGCGGGGAGAUGCAGUAUUGUUUGCUCAGGGAAGGACUCCGUUGUGAUCCCAAUGAACAGGAAUCAGUACCAAGACAUUCUUUUCAGUGUUAAAUUUGGGAGAUGUCCAAUUCUGAGACUUGGAACAGACCUGCUGUUCUUUUCUCUCUCACUCACUCACAUGGUCCAGUUCUGCCUCCGUAUCCUUUGGAAAGACAACGUCAGCACUGAACUUGAGCCUUUUACUGUCUUGAGCAUAACUGGAGCUUGUUAGUUCCUGCUGUCCUCACAGGUCAAUUCUUAGGAUAGUGGAAAGGGUGGGGGGGAAGAGAGCUGAUCUCUUUUAUGAAAGCACAAGGAAGAACAGGGGCAGUGUCACCUUUGGGUGGAGUAGCUCUUAAAAGCACCUACCAGCUUUAAAUGCCAAGUGAGCCCCAGAAAAUAAACUAAAAUAGGAAAAACUAGGCUACAGUUUGGGCUACAAGGACAAGAAAAGGUGUCUUCUUAAAUCAGACCAGCUCUCACAUAGCACUCCUGUGCUUAAACACAAUUAUUAAGAUGUGCAUAUAUUUGCAUGUGUUCUCCCACUGGUCCUAAGGAAAGGGUCACCUUGUCUAUUCCUUCUACAUUUUCACACAGCCUUGAGGCCUAGAAACAUGCAUUUCGGGCUCCAGUAUCUUGGUGAUGUACUCACAGCUGAGUCUUGCUGUGCUUCAGCUGCUGCUGUGUUAUGGUGCCUCUCCCACCCCCCACCCCUGGAGGAACUAGUUCACACUUAUCAGUAGAGAUGGGCGUGGUGUUACACAGCCCAUUAGCUAGCCUCCAUUCAUGGGUAAUGUGUUUACAUAAAGCUCUCUCUGAGAUAGCUGAUCUAGUCCAACCAUUUUAAGUUAACCACCCCUGGCUGAAAUUGAUCUCCAGCAGGGCAGUGGCAGUGUCAUGGGGUUUUUGUUUUUGCUAACGCACAAAAAGGAAACCAUUCCAUUGUUGAUCCAAGAAAGCACUUUAGCACCUGCAAGGUAACAUGAGCAGUUCCAUUCCUCUCAAUUUGGGAGCAACACUUGAUGUUGGAACAGAGCCUACUUGAACAUUUAACGGCAAGAGGGUGUACACCCCUGUGCUACCUGAGCCAUUCCUUUGGCUGGGUCAGAUUUCUGUGAUUUUUGAUGUGGUGCAGCAGAUGAUGUUAGCCCAUGAUCACGCGUUCAUAGAAGCCCGACAACCCUUCCCUGAAAUACAUUUUUAUGGAAAUGCAUUCCAGUCAAACUUGCUUUUUAGCUCUGCUUAGGACUGCAGCCAAGUAGCUUUCCCUCUCCCGUUUCCCAUCUCUGCAUGAUGAAAUUGCACUAGUUUGCAUUGUGCCUGUUCAAGCAGUGAGACCUGGGUGACCUUAGAGAUGCCAUACCUUGUAUUUGCGAGUGCAGAAGCCACCUCGCGCCCCAGGAAGAGCACCUAGAUUAUAGGGGGGGGGGGUUUGCAGGAAAGAUGGCAUCUGGCAUCCAACACCAUACAUCCUUAGAGACCAGGAAAAAUGCUCACUGACUAUAUAACUCACGGGUUCAUGCGUUUUCUAUGGGGCCAUGGAAAGCCUCUCUCCAGUUAAGCUACAGCCACCAUUCUAGGGGCUACCACUUAAAUUUAGAAAUGACUAUUUCCUGCAGUACCAUAUUCACAUGUUGCCCCCCCUCUGCAGUUAGAGACAAAGGUGCUUGCUUUUAAAGUCUUUUGGGUGCAGCCAGAGUUCCCAUGGGCUCAGGGCCAAGGAGCAGGCUGAUUGGCCAAGUAAGAAUCACUUGAGACAGACAAGGGCUUUGCCUCCUUAGCACUAGGACUGCUGUUCUUUGUUUCUAGGCAGGCAGUAGUUCUGAAGCCCAGUAACGGAGGGCACAGAAGACUUUCCAAACUGCAAAGCAAUCUCACAGCAGUACACCACCUUCAGGGAGCAACCUUUCCCAUCCCAACAGAUUCCACAGCCUUUUUUCAGUUGUUUGUGAAGAAACAAACCCAGAAGGUACCAGUUGCCCAUUCCUUAGACCUGAAAUGCACAGAAUAUACUUGAAGAGUCGGGGAGUGGGACGAACUGUCUUUCCCUCAAGAUUGGCAGCUUCUCACGUGGCCAUCUGGCCUCCAAGGCCUGGUCUCCUUUGUUCAAGGCAUGAGUGCCUCUGCUCUCUGCACUGGGACCAAAUGAACUGGGUAGCCUUUAUGUAGGGGUCAUAUUAGAGCCUUUGGACGGAUAGGGCAGUAUAGAAAUGGAAUAAAUAAAUAUUAUGGAGCUCAGAAAAAAGCGGGGGGGGGGGGGCAUGUUUAAGAAAGACAAAUCUGCCCUUGGUGGUUUAAUCAGUUUGUUCAUAGUUUCAGGGUGGUUUAGCCAUAGGUUCCAGGGACUGCAAAAUGAAGUCUAACAUUUCAUUAGGCAUUGAUAAUGAAUGUAAAUAGCCAUUACAAUAUAUGUUGGGGUUAUCAAGAUUAGUGGUCCCAUAAAGCCAGGGGAGUAAAGACCCUCUGGAGACCCUAACCCUUGAGUGCAAUAGGAGCUGAUUGUAUUAUUAAAUUAACAGGGACGAUUGCAGGAAACACAGCGACUGGCUCAAGUUGCACACUUUAAAAAGGAACAGCUGUAAAGUGUAUUUGUAAAUAUUGCCAGCAUUUUGGCAAGUUAAGCUUUGUUUUAACUGUAGCAUAUAAGUACAGUAGGAAUCCACAAGGGACUUUUUAAAUGCUGAAGACGUGUGUGUAAAAAAAUAAAUCCAAUGUCAUAUUUGUAACAUGCUGCAUGUGAUAACCUCCAUUUUCCUGUCGAGACAUAAACCCAGCUUCUUGCAGUCGGGGUUUAGGAAACUGUCCUCAUGUACAGUGUAGCCUCCACAGCACUGCUCCUUUUUCACCUUUCCUCAUGGCAGAAAGCGGCACUGCAGCCUCUGUCGAGAAUCAGCAAGAAGCCAUAGCUCAGAGGUAGAGCAGCUGCGUGCAGAAGGUCCCGGGUUCAAUCCGCGGCAUCUCUAGUUCAGGCCUCUCAGGCAGCAGACCUUAAGAUCCCAGAAAUCUGCAGCCAUUAGAAGAGACAAUUCUUGGCUAGCUGGGCCAGUGGUCUGACUCUGCCUAAGACAGCUUCAUAGGUUCCUAUGCCCUUAAGAGUAGAGUCUCAAAUCUUUUGUGAUAAGUUGAUGUCCGAGUGCCAAGAAUUCAAGGUCUUAGCCAUAGGUCAGUCAGAAGGUGCCUACACGUAGGGAGCAUCGGGUCGUUGCCUCAAACGGAGGCUUUGAACGGGUGCUCCUCCCCACUCCUGAGUGCGUGAGCUGGGAGGGGCUACACAGAGAUGCUUGGCCACCCCCUCUACCUGGGGGGUAUCAGCAGAAGAGGCAGCCAUGGCAGAUUUGGCUGUUUCAUUGAAGGCCCAGCUUGAUAUCCAAAGAGGGAAAAGGGGCGAAGGUGCUGCUGUGCAAAGGUCAGCCUUCCUCCUCUUUUUCUUUUCCUCUUGGCUAAAGACCAAAGGAAUGGCUCGCCCCCUUCUGUGGCUGUUGGGAGGCCCCCUCCACAUCUGCACAAGGGGAAGCAUGUUGGUCUUCCUGCCACUUGAGAAUCCUUCAGAUUGUGUGGAAUGUAUUUUUAAGAGAUGAAAUAUAUUUUUUCUAUUUGCUAAUGUUACGCCUGGGUGGAAAGAGGUUGCGGAAUCCUGGCAUUGUAACUACAGGCAGAUGAGCGUCUCCUGCCUUAUACGUCCUCAUUUUCAAGUCAAGGAAAAGCAAGUGCAAUUUAGCAAAAGUGUUUCCGAGGCCCUCACUCACCAGCCCUCAGAAAAACCCACUCCACUCCAUACCCAGCAAUGCUACCAGCACUGUCCCACUCUGGCCCCAACUCAAAUGGAAGCACCCCUGGUGCCGGCAUGUUCAGUUGGGGAAGACCUGCUCUUUCACCUGCAAACUGUGCCCUGGAAACAGGUGGUGCUAACCUCCCACCAGUCACACAGAGCAACACGUCUGCAUGCUAUGUUUAAACGCAAAACGUUUGUCUGCAUGUUAUCUUCUGACUAAUGCUGUCCUGCAGUACAUAAUCAAUAAAAUUAUUUGUAUGUUA